UCCUCAGGCGAAAAACUCAGUGUAUAGAAUGAAAGCCACUCACGUUAGACAGCUGAAUAUUUUCCUCAUCGUGUUAAACCAAAAUUGAAACGAUCGGAACUGAAAGUUGGCCUUCAAAAUAUCUGCGUAUUUCGAUUAUUUAGAAUUCAGGUGUUUGUUUGUGGAAGCGAAAAUAAAAAAAGUGUGUUCAAUAACCGGUAAUUGCGCCUUGAAAAAAUACACAAAAUGCCUGCGAAAGAACGAAACAUUGCCAUGAUGGGUUACCGAUCCGUAGGAAAAUCAUCGCUCAGUAUUCAGUUUGUGGAAGGACAAUUUGUAGAUUCAUACGAUCCGACUAUUGAAAACACAUUCACCAAAAUUACACGCGUCAAUUCAACAGAUUACGAAGUAAAACUUGUUGACACAGCAGGUCAGGAUGAGUACAGUAUAUUCCCUGCCCAAUACAGCAUGGACUUUCACGGUUAUGUCCUAGUAUACUCUAUCACCAGUCAAAAGUCGUUUGAGGUGAUUCAGAUUAUCUACGAGAAGUUACUCGACGUCAUGGGGAAGGCCUACGUUCCAGUUGUACUAGUAGGAAAUAAGACCGAUCUGCACCAGGAGCGCGCUGUCACGACGGAAGAGGGCAGGAAGCUAGCGGAAUCCUGGAAGGCACAGUUUCUGGAAACAUCCGCCAAGCAAAAUGAGUCCGUGGCCGACAUUUUCCAUCUGUUGUUGCAACAAAUCGAGCGCGACAAUGGAAAUACAAGUGAGAAGAGCAGUUGCACCAUCUCCUGAAUAGCCUGUGACCGCGAAACUAGACCGACUAUCAUCGCUCCUAUUUUCCCAAAUUACCACAUACGCGAUUACAGAACGUCAUCGUCCUUCGACAGCUACAGCGUUACUAUUCCAGUUCUGCGCACUACGUACUACCUUUAUCAGCAAACCGGUGGCGAAUCGCAUCCUAAAUCGUUGCAAUCAAGAGAAUAAAUUUAAGCAAUGUUUCAAGUAUUUGAGUUUCACGAAUCACUGGCAGUAUUGUGGGAGGACAAUUCGGAAUGAAUGCGGGAUGGAACUUGUAAUCUAGUUGCGUGUAAACUUGAGCCAGGCAGUUUCCAGUUGGACGUUACCUUAAACACACAAAUACUGAACAGCUUUUCUUGGUAGUAUCGAAAAGCAGAUAGCUGGUUGGAUGUUUGGGAAUGAUAAUGAAGGCAAUGUGGCGAGUAUAGUUUUAUAUCAUAUUUUAUCUGUCGGUAAACUCGUAGCAGUGUGCGGCGCUGCGAAUGAAUGUAUAAGGAUAUUGUAAAAAUAUGAAAAUUUAUUUUAACCCAUAUUUCAAAACUUUGAAUUGAGAAAGGAUUCAUAUUGGCACAUUUCAACUGUGUAGGAAACAAGAAAAAUACUGAAUGACAAAAAAAAGGUAACUUAAGUUACCUUAGGUUAAGUGAGUAGAACAAGACUUACACUUAGAUAGAAAGAUUUCACUGAGCAUACAAGCCGGGGGCACAAACCGUUUAGAAGAUUUUCUUCACAAAUGUUUCAUGUGCUAUGUUUCGUGUGUCUUCAUCUUCAAAACAUGCACGAAUGAGAUGAGAGUGACGAUUUGCGCUCAUCGGAAAUAGCAACUGAAAAUAAAAUAUUCCUUUAGUGAAACCUUUACCCGAUAAGGUGAUAUAGUUGAAUUUGAAAUUAUUUUUACCCGAUUAGAUCUGGAUACCUUUCCGAAGGCAAAAGUUGAUGAAUGUUGUGAACGCAUGCCCUUUUGACACACCUAAACCUUAUAUCAAAUCUAAAUUAUCAGUUCAGAUCAAACCCGUUGAGAAUAGCAAAAUAAAAAAAACGACUUUCUCUAAUCCACGAAGAAAUAUUGAGAUAUUCAUUGUUCCACAAUGAAAAGCCUAUAUAGAUUGUAACUAACUUAAGUGAUUUUCAAUGCUCAUCCUCUUCGGGUUUGACAUUCAGAAAAACUUUUUGAAAAAUAGUGAUUUGUCACAAGAUUAAUAGAUAGUCUGUAAGUGCCCGGACACGUGAAAGACUAGCCUCCCACCAGGAAGAAUAUGGUCAGAAUUUGUGACGAUAAAAAUCUUGGUAGUAAAUAAAAACCAGAUCGAUUGAGUCUUGACACACAAAAACGCUUCGAUGUAAUAAAGCGCAAAAAACGACUACUUUAUGUAUGUUUUUUUUCUCUUAGUGAAACAAUAGAAUCGUAGCACCGUAGUUUUUAUUGAGAUAAAAUAGAACAUUAUUGCAGGAGAGACGCGAAUGGGACAAACAAAACCAAUCGGUGGAAAUAACGAUUUAUUUAUGUCAAAAAAAGUGAG
Molecule: messenger RNA, 2300 nt
Organism: Malaya genurostris
Lineage: Eukaryota; Metazoa; Arthropoda; Insecta; Diptera; Culicidae
Gene: Rheb
Product: GTP-binding protein Rheb homolog
Exons: 5
Coding region: 226-774 (182 amino acids)
Biological process (GO): small GTPase-mediated signal transduction
Cellular component (GO): plasma membrane
Molecular function (GO): GTPase activity; GTP binding; GDP binding
Source: RefSeq, a predicted model, not a curated record